Oncorhynchus gorbuscha (pink salmon) is the source of this 5853-nucleotide messenger RNA. Its product is annotated as metabotropic glutamate receptor 4-like. Gene Ontology annotation, biological process: regulation of synaptic transmission, glutamatergic; G protein-coupled glutamate receptor signaling pathway. Bases 855 to 3620 code for a protein of 921 amino acids. NCBI's taxonomy places the organism in Eukaryota, Metazoa, Chordata, Actinopteri, Salmoniformes, Salmonidae. The record is from RefSeq and is a predicted model, not a curated record. Gene Ontology annotation, molecular function: adenylate cyclase inhibiting G protein-coupled glutamate receptor activity. The transcript is spliced from 11 exons. Gene Ontology annotation, cellular component: membrane.
GGUUUCAGCACGCAGAGUCAUUGGGCAGUUUGAGAAGUGACAGGAUUUGUUAGGAGUCUCGAGACCAGUGGGAUUUGGACUACCGAGCCAUCAAGACAGGUCCUGGAGGUUCUAUUCUCGUAAUUCUUCGGCACUGCUAUUGUAUCCCCCACUACAGGACUAAACAUAUGCCUUUGUAUCCUUACACCUGUUUUUCUUAAACUCGGGUUCGAACCAAAGAGGAGUUCUCUAGAAAGAAUCCGUAUUUCUGCACAUUCUGAAAGACACAGUCGUUGAAAAUAUACAUUUAGAGUGGACGGUAUCAAUUCAACUUCUUCAUAAACGAAAUUUUCUGAAAUAAAAUCCAGUGGGUUUCUUUCAAAGAAGUCUGCUGUCUUUCUGUGCUCGAGGAGGGAGGCCAUGUUUCAGUACCUGCAGGUCUGCUCGGGCUGACUGAGGACUUUCUGCCUGCUCCAGGGGGGGUGAGCCAGAGAGAAGCUAAACGCCCCUGACUGGCUCUGGAGGAGUGGAGAAAAGAAAGCUUAUCUUUCACCUUUGUUCUCUCUAAUGCCCCUUGAGAUGGCUCUCCACGGACUCACUCCCACCUCAGUCAAAACUGUUUAGUAACUCCACACCAUCUCCAUACCCCAACUGCAGGGAGAGAGAAUACCCCACAAGGAAGAGGAGAAAGAGAGAGAGAAAGCUAAUUAGUAUUACUAAGAUAGUGUCAAAGCUGAGAGACAUGAGAAGAGACUUCUGAAGAGAGUUCUGUGCUCUGAGGGAUAUUGCUGCUAACCUUUAGGACAUUUGUUUGUGGUAUUCUUAAAAAAAGGGACUCAUUUUAGUUGGUUGCGGGUUUAACUUAGCCUUCCAUCAUGACUCUUCUGGGAAGCUGUAUGAAGAGGGUGCAGACUGACUGCCACAGAGGUGGUCCGGCUGGGCCCUGUCAGGUCCUGCUCCUGACCUGCUGUAUCCUGGUAGUCCUGGGGGCCAAGCCAAAAACACCUGGCCACACACACCUCAACUCCAUCCGUAUUGACGGGGAUAUCUCACUGGGUGGGCUCUUUCCUGUACAUGCCAGAGGCAACAAUGGGAAAGCCUGUGGGGAGCUGAAGAAGGAGAAGGGGAUCCACAGACUGGAGGCCAUGCUGUUCGCCUUGGACCGCAUCAACAACGACCACGAGCUGCUGCCCAACAUCACUCUGGGGGCCAGGAUCCUGGACACCUGUUCACGGGACACCCACGCCCUGGAGCAGUCGCUCACCUUUGUCCAGGCGCUCAUCGAGAAGGACGGGACGGACAUCAAAUGCCUGAGUGGCGGGCCGCCCAUCAUCACCAAGCCUGAGAGGGUGGUGGGCGUCAUCGGGGCCUCCGCCAGCUCCGUGUCAAUCAUGGUGGCCAACAUCCUGCGCCUCUUCAGGAUUCCCCAGGUGAGUUAUGCCUCCACGGCUCCGGAGCUGAGCGAUAACACGCGCUAUGACUUCUUCUCCCGCGUCGUGCCUCCGGACACCUACCAGGCACAGGCAAUGGUGGACAUAGUCAAAGCCAUGCGCUGGAAUUAUGUCUCCACAGUAGCAUCGGAGGGCAACUAUGGAGAGAGUGGUGUGGACGCCUUCAUACAGAAGUCCCGUGAAGAUGGAGGUGUGUGCAUCUCUCAGUCAGUGAAGAUACCACGGGAACCUAAGCUUGGAGAGUUUGACAAGGUAAUCCGUAGACUGUCAGAGAACCCCAACGCCCGGGUUGUCAUUCUCUUUGCCAACGAAGAUGACAUUAGGCGGAUUCUUCAAGCAGCUAAGAAGGCUAACCAGACAGGACAUUUUAUAUGGGUGGGGUCAGACAGCUGGGGGUCUAAGAUCUCCCCCAUCCUGAACCAGGAGGAGAUGGCAGAAGGGGCUGUCACCAUCCUACCUAAACGGCAGCCUAUCCGAGGGUUUGAUCGCUACUUCAUCAGCAGAACUUUGGACAACAACAGAAGAAAUAUUUGGUUUGCAGAGUUCUGGGAAAACAACUUCCAGUGCAAACUCAGUCGACAUGCUCUGAAGAAAGGAUCCGGCAUCAAAAAGUGCACAAACCACGAGCGGAUCGGGAAGGACUCGUCCUAUGAGCAGGAGGGGAAGGUCCAGUUUGUGGUUGAUGCAGUUUACGCCAUGGCUCACGCGUUACACAACAUGCAUAAGGAGCUCUGUCCAGGGAAAGUGGGCCUCUGCUCUAAAAUGGAAACCAUCAAUGGAACCAUGUUGCUCAAGUUCAUUCGCAACGUCAACUUUACAGGAAUUGCGGGCACUCCAGUGAUCUUCAAUGUGAACGGAGAUGCCCCUGGUCGCUAUGAGAUCUAUCAGUACCAGAUGCAACACAACACCACAGAAUACAAGAUCAUCGGCCACUGGGCAGACCAGCUCCAUUUAGAAACUAAGGAGAUGCGGUGGCCUGGUGGGACAUGGCAGGUACCCCAGUCUAUCUGCAGUCAGCCCUGUCAUCCUGGGGAGAGGAAGAAAACAGUGAAGGGUGUCCCCUGCUGUUGGCACUGUGAGCGUUGUGAUGGCUAUCAGUACCAGGCCGACACCUACAGCUGUAAGAUGUGCCGCUUUGACCUGCGGCCCAACGAGAACCACACCGCCUGUGAGGCCAUCCCGAUCAUCAAGCUGGAGUGGAGCUCCCCCUGGGCCGUCAUCCCCGUCCUCAUCGCUGUGCUGGGCAUCAUGGCCACCAUGUUUGUGGUGGCCACCUUCAUCCGCUACAAUGACACCCCCAUUGUGAAGGCAUCAGGGCGCGAACUCAGCUAUGUGCUGUUGACGGGCAUCUUCCUGUGCUACGCCACCACUUUCCUCAUGAUCUCAGCGCCUGACGUUGGAAUCUGUUCCCUCCGACGGAUCUUCCUAGGUCUGGGAAUGAGUAUUAGCUAUGCAGCGCUGCUCACCAAGACCAACCGUAUCUAUCGCAUCUUUGAGCAGGGCAAGAUGUCAGUGAGCGCCCCCAGGUUCAUCUCCCCAGCCUCCCAGCUGGUUAUCACCUUCAGCCUGAUCUCAGUGCAGCUCCUGGGGGUGUGCAUCUGGUUCGGUGUGGACCCAUCUCAGGCUAUCAUCGACUAUGAGGACCAGCGCACGUCCAACCCGAACAUGUCCCGCGGCGUGCUCAAAUGUGACAUCUCAGACCUUUCACUGAUCUGCCUGCUUGGCUUCAGCAUGCUGCUCAUGGUCACCUGUACAGUGUAUGCCAUCAAGACCCGGGGGGUGCCAGAGACCUUCAAUGAGGCCAAGCCCAUCGGCUUCACCAUGUACACCACCUGUAUCGUCUGGCUAGCUUUCAUACCCAUCUUCUUUGGGACUUCACACUCAACAGAAAAGAUGUACAUCCAGACCAUGACUCUGACCAUUUCCGUGAGCCUGAGUGCCUCUGUGUCUCUGGGGAUGCUCUACAUGCCCAAGGUCUACGUGGUCCUCUUCCACCCGGAGCAGAACGUGCCCAAGCGCAAGCGCAGCCUCAAGGCUGUGGUCACCGCGGCCACCAUGUCCAACAAGUUCCCCACUAAGGGCGGCCUCCGGCCCAAUGGAGAGGCCAAGUCUGAGCUGUGUGAAAGCCUGGAGACACAAGCAUUGGCCUCCAAGCAGACAUACAUCAGCUACAGUAACCAUGCCAUCUAAGAAACAGACCGUGGAGACCCGGCUCAGAAGCUACGACCUGCGUGUGGAAUGAACGAACACCAGAACUGGAGCACCAAGAUGCAAAAGCAGUGGGACAUGGGGAGAAAGGAGAAUCAUCAUUCAACUUCUUGAACAGAUGUCACUAUUUUCAAGAGGACCAGUCAAUGCAAGGAUAUUGAAUGCCAAACAAAAGCAGUGGGGAGGCUCCUAGUGGGGCGGGGAGGUGCAGGUUUCAGGCAGAUAUGACAGUGAUGUCUCCCCAUCCCCUUUGUGACAUGUCACAGAGACAUCAGACAGUCACAUUUCCAAAUUAUAGUCAAGUGUUUUCCUUCUGGAGUUUAUAGAACAGCUUUUCUCUUCUGGUGUUUUGUCUGAAUCUGAUGAACUCCCUGGCUAACUCCCUGACAAACACCCUGUUCUGUAGUGAAUUGAGUUUUCUCUCUGUGUGCAGCGGUGUUGUAUCUCUCUCUACCAGUGGUAAUGUGCAAUUAUUUGCUUCCCCUUCUUCUCUGUCCUUUCCAAUGAGGGUAAAAGGCUGAACACAAUAUCUAAUUAGUCAAUAAGACAAAUCUGUCAAAAGAAGUAUGUAUAAGCAGAUGAAAAAGCAUGUUUUUGCUGUGGGUUUGUCUUCGUUCAAGCCCCCAAAAAACAGAAUAUUAACCCUCAGGCUCUGUAGCAUUUACAUUAUGUUGUCAUCGUUUUAAUGAAGGUCAUAGUUGUGAAACAGAGAAAACAAAUAUGCAACUUUCCAACAUCGGAAUAUUCAUUGUUACAGCAUGGGUCCAGUAAAUGUUUCCUUACCAUCGUGGACAGUACAUAAAUAUAUCAGUGUGUUUCCCCAGAUGAUGGCUACACCAUAUCUGACACCAUCUUUAUGGUCCUUGUGUACAGUCCUAGAGCAUGCCUGUGGGAGCAUAAUAUGUACCGUGCUGUGUUGUCAAAAUCUAUGGAAUGCAACAUGUGAGAGGAUUGCGGUUCAACAGUCCCAGUGGCGUUAUCAUUGUGGACUAUUACACACGUGGUACUUUUUUGCAGAUGAACGGAAGAUAAAAAAUACGAGAAACAGCCAUAAGAAUUAGCUAACAAGUAAAAGCAUUGUAUGUACUCCACAUCCUAUUUUUCUGUGAAAUACAGCCUCAACACUACAGCCCAUAGACAGCUGAAGGGCAAUGCUUCACUGCAUCCAACCUGGCAUCUUUACAUGUUAGACGAUCCUUUCAUGGCCUUGUUCCAUUAGAAUUUCUGAAGUUCCAUCUCAACAUGUGAAGAAUUUGGAAUCUGUACCAGAAAUGUCGAACGUAACAUAUAGGCAUUUGUUGGCAUGUUAGGUAAUGGUACAAAACACACUCUUUGGAACAUCAGCAGUGUUCACCAUCCUUCAUUAUGUUAUUGAAUCUUUUGCCAGGCACCUGUGAUUUCAGUAAAAGUGCAUGUUGCUUUCAUGUUACUCAGAGAGAGGAAGUGGUUCCAAAUCCACAAGUCAAUUAGCUUUAAGAGUAAGCCUAGACCCUGCCAGGUCAACAGAGGAAACCACUGCGUAAAAAUAACAACAAACACAGUUCUCAUCUCCUUCUGUAUUGUGUCCUGGAUCCAAUGUUGUUAGUCAUACUGUGUUUUUAGUCUAAUUUCAUCAUUCCAUUUCUGGAAAUGUACUCGGCGUUAAUGUUCUAGUAUCAAAGCCAGUCACUUAAUAUAGUAAGAAAUAGAUUGGCAAGAUGCUGUGUCACAGCCAUUCAUAUAAUGAUGUGAAUAGCCAUUGGAGAAAUGAUCCAAUAAGCUCCAGAACGAAAACUACUGUAAAAAAAAAAAAAGAAGUUUAUAAAUAAUAUUGGAGAGAGGACAACCCCGUCUGUUAAUUUAUGAUUCUCAGCUCUCUGCUUCAACAAAGAUCCCAGAUGUUGCAGCAAAAUAAAAUGUUUGUAUUUUUCAUUGUUUAAAGAUGGUGUUGUCUGAUUGUUUUGUGUUUGUGAAUAUGAUGAUUUACUGCUUUAAGCCUCCAAUUCAUCUCAUUUUUUCCAACACUAUGUCUGUGUUGCAAAAUAGAGUGUGUAAGUGCUGAAUGGCAAGUUAAUGUACGUUAUUAAAAAUGGAUUGAUCAUGUCUGCUUUAUGUACUGACCUAUUAAAAAAGAACAAAAACAAAACAAAACAGAAAAAAUACAGUGCCUGGAUAUUUAUGAAUUAUCUAUAGAAAACAUGAAAAUGUGUAGAGCAUGUCAAUUUUUAUACAAGAU